AUGCAGCCGGCCAUGAUGAUGUUUUCCAGUAAAUACUGGGCCAGAAGAGGGUUUUCCCUGGACUCAGCUGUACCUGAAGAACAUCAGCAGUUCAGCAACUUAACACUAAACAGAGCCAACGCGGGAAAAAAUGAGGAUAAGAAAGGAAAUAAAGGGAGCGGCAAAAGUGAAACAACUGCCGACGGUGGAAAGACGGCGGUGGUGUUUUCCUUGAAAAACGAAGUCGGCGGAUUAGUCAAAGCCCUCAAACUCUUCCAGGAGAAGCACGUAAACAUGGUUCACAUCGAGUCGAGAAAGUCCAAGAGGAGAAAUUCCGAGGUUGAGAUUUUUGUUGACUGCGAUUGCAGCAAGAAGGAGUUCAACGAGCUCAUCCAGUCGCUGAAGUUCCAGACGACUAUCGUGACACUGAAUCCGCCUGAGAACAUUUGGACGGACGAGGAAGACCUCGAUGGUGUUCCGUGGUUUCCCCGGAAGAUCUCCGAACUGGACAGAUGUUCUCACAGGGUUCUCAUGUACGGUUCCGAGCUUGAUGCAGAUCAUCCAGGAUUUAAGGACAACAUCUAUCGACAGAGAAGGAAGUAUUUUGUGGAUGUGGCCAUGAGUUACAAAUAUGGCCAGCCUGUCCCCAGAGUGGAAUAUACCGUGGAAGAGACCAAAACCUGGGGAGUUGUAUUCAGGGAACUCACCAAACUCUAUCCCACCCAUGCUUGCCGUGAGUAUUUAAAAAACCUGCCUUUGCUGACCAAAUACUGUGGCUACCGAGAAGAUAACGUGCCCCAGCUGGAAGAUGUUUGUUCGUUUCUUAAAGAAAGAUCUGGUUUCACAGUCAGACCGGUGGCUGGAUACCUGUCUCCUCGAGACUUCCUGGCGGGACUGGCCUAUAGAGUAUUCCAUUGUACUCAAUACAUCAGACACAGUUCUGACCCGCUCUACACCCCAGAACCAGAUACGUGUCAUGAACUUUUAGGACAUGUUCCUCUUCUCGCCGAUCCCAAGUUUGCCCAGUUUUCCCAAGAAAUAGGCCUGGCUUCCCUGGGUGCAUCGGAUGAAGAUGUGCAGAAGCUUGCCACCUGCUAUUUCUUUACCAUUGAGUUUGGCCUUUGCAAACAAGAGGGACAGUUGCGUGCCUAUGGAGCCGGGCUUCUAUCUUCCAUCGGAGAAUUAAAGCAUGCUCUGUCUGACAAGGCGUGUGUGAAAACAUUUGAUCCAAAGACAACUUGCUUGCAGGAGUGCCUUAUCACUACCUUUCAGGAAGCUUACUUUGUUUCAGAGAGUUUUGAAGAAGCCAAAGAAAAGAUGAGAGAUUUUGCAAAGUCAAUAACUCGCCCCUUCUCUGUGUACUUCAAUCCUUACACUCAGAGCAUCGAAAUCCUGAAGGACACCAGAAGUAUUGAAAAUGUGGUCCAGGACCUUCGGAGUGAUCUGAACACUGUGUGCGAUGCCUUAAACAAAAUGAACAGAUAUUUGGGAAUCUGAUGCCGGUGGCCGGUUGCUUUUUCUCUUGACCACUCUGAGAAUCGACAACUAAGUCAAGCCCCUCUAACGCUCUUACCUUUCCGGAACAUCAUUUUCUGUGCCCGAGCUUUGCUAGUAGUAUGCAUCACUGUGUAUCUCUAUCUACUUGUAACACGCGGAUCGAACAAGACUAAACAUAUAUGUGAGCUCUCGUGACGGCGUUGAACUUCCCUAGCUAUAAGAUGGGCCUUUCCCUGAAAGGAUGGGGGAUGGUGGGGGGUCCCUGGAGCUCGGUUGGGUGGUGAGAAGGGGCCAGUUUUACCAGGAAAACCAAUGUCCCAACACCACCCCUGGCAAAAAUGGAGUGACUUUGACAUUCACCCUACCCUGACACCCCUCAGCCAUAUCUCUCUCCCACAGGUGAGACCUUCUCUCUUUAAGGGAUUUCAGAUCUGAGCUUGCCGGUGUUCAGUCUCCCAGAGAAAGAGGCUAUUUAGGGGAAUGAGACUCUUAUUGGCAAGAUGGGUAAAACAAUCAGUGAAUUGGCAAGCAAUGAAAGGGGAGCUUUGGGGAGGAAGGAGAGAACCUUCUUGCUUUGCAAAGAUACUGGUAUCUACAUGACUAUAAGAACCUAUCAUACUAGGUAAUUUAUAUUACCGGGAGAUGGGGAGACCUGGCUUUGUUGAAAUGCAUAGGUAUACACCCUGUCUUGGCAUAUCUUUUCCCAGUUCUGCUUCACCAUCCUAGAAGAGCCAAUUGGCCACCGAAUAAGCUGCAUAAUGGUUAGGGGACCUCUCUGUUAUUUAGCUUGCAAUGCUGCUUUGGAUGAAUAGUGUCUCUCAUAACCAAAGAACAAAAGGCCAAUUACAGCAAAUCCCUCCUCAGCUGGAAAGGGCUGUUCUCUACUUCGCUUCUCCUAGAGUUGGAAUUUUCUGCAAGAAAUGGAGAGUAAAUACCCUGUCUCCCGUUUUUGGUGUUUAAGCUUGGAAAACACCCUGGAGUCAAUGUCAGGAAUUGAAAUGGAAAUAUCCUUAGGGUUCCCACAACCAUUUUGGGUGCAUAGACUUUAUGUGGUGACCCUAUCCUCUAAUGUUCGUGCCUAGGAACUUUUUCCAUUUAUUAGGAGCCAGUGGUUUGUUUCGAGUGGACACAGCUGACAGUCUGUCAGGCAGAAGGAGGUGGCCACAGCCUGGCUUUAAUUUUGGAAAAGUUAGGCAUAGUUUGGGCGGUUGGUAGGUUUUUGGAAACGUGUCUAGAUCCAUUUUCAACCAUAAAAUAACCACUUUAAGCCUUGCCCAUGGCAGCCUCACCACUAGAUUCUCACCCAAGGGUCACUGGCUGGGAGUUUAGUCUGUCCUGCUUAAUAUUUUUGUAUUGUAAGUCCCCUGAAGGCCAGAGACCCUGUUCAAUUCCCACAUAAGUACUCCUUCCCAGUGUUUAAUACAGUGCUCUGAAUCCAGUAAGUGCUUAAUAAAUACUAUCACUACUACUACU
Molecule: messenger RNA, 2949 nt
Organism: Tachyglossus aculeatus (Australian echidna)
Lineage: Eukaryota; Metazoa; Chordata; Mammalia; Monotremata; Tachyglossidae
Gene: TPH2
Product: tryptophan hydroxylase 2
Exons: 11
Coding region: 1-1476 (491 amino acids)
Biological process (GO): aromatic amino acid metabolic process; serotonin biosynthetic process
Cellular component (GO): neuron projection
Molecular function (GO): iron ion binding; tryptophan 5-monooxygenase activity
Source: RefSeq, a predicted model, not a curated record